CAUGCCUUUGUUUGUCUCAUUCUGAUGAAUUAUUUAAUUAAAUGAAACCCCUUAUUGAUCAGUAUAAAGACAAUCGUAUUUAAAUUAUCCAUAAAAUAUACAUAAAGCCCAAAAAUCACUUGUAGUGUAGACUCCUUAAAGUUUUCGUAAAUUGUACAUAUUUUGUAGACUAUACCGGUCCGUAUACAUGUGUUUAUCUUGUUCCCUCGCUAUUCUCUUGUUUUUAACAGUUAAACACUGUAAAGCCAUAAAUCGCGAUAAAAAAAUGCGUGGGCUACGUACGUACUAAAUAAUUCAGGAGUUUUGAUGUAGAUCUAUACAUAUCGGCGUAGAUUGUAACGCGCAUGCCCGAAACUCCUAAUUUCAAGAAAUUCCAUUGCCUGACGACUUUGUACGAAGAAGGCCAGUAACAUCAUAAAUAUUAAAAAUAAGUGUGAAAAAUAAUAUCAAUAGCGGCUAAAUUACCAUAAAUCAGGAAGAGAAAGCAGCCGCGGCUGCCAAGUCGGGCGGUAGUGGCGAGUCCUCAGAGUCUGCACUGGCAACACUAGGCACCAGCAUGCCUCCUACUGCUACCAGCACACCGGGGGUUAACCCAUUCACCGGUUUACCCCACUCCCAGCGGUACCACGAGCUCCUCCGCCGACGUCUCGGUCUCCCAGUAUGGGAAUACAAAAACGAUUUCAUGAGACUCCUAAACACCCAUCAAUGUGUUGUCCUAGUCGGUGAGACUGGCUCGGGCAAAACCACACAAAUACCGCAAUGGUCGGUCGAAUUCGCUGCCGUUACAGCAGGCAAAUCCAAAGGCGUAGCCUGUACACAACCGAGAAGAGUGGCCGCCAUGUCAGUAGCUCAAAGAGUAGCUGAAGAAAUGGACGUAGCACUGGGCCAGCAAGUCGGUUACAGCAUCCGUUUUGAGGACUGUUCCGGACCACAAACCAUACUAAAGUACAUGACGGACGGUAUGUUGCUCAGAGAAGCGAUGUCGGAUCCCAUGCUGGAACAGUACAGAGUUAUACUUCUUGACGAGGCUCACGAGAGGACUUUGGCUACAGAUAUCCUCAUGGGAGUCCUAAAAGAGGUUAUAAAACAGAGGGCCGACCUUAAACUAGUCAUCAUGUCCGCUACAUUAGACGCUGGCAAGUUCCAACAGUACUUCGACAAUGCUCCGUUAAUGAAUGUCCCUGGUAGAACUCAUCCUGUAGAGAUAUUCUACACACCACAGCCUGAAAGAGAUUACCUAGAAGCAGCUAUCCGCACUGUCAUCCAAAUACACAUUUGUGAAGAAAUUGCCGGAGACAUUUUGCUGUUUUUGACUGGACAGGAGGAGAUUGAGGAUGCCUGUAAGAGAAUCAAGAGGGAAAUUGAUAAUUUAGGUCCUGAUGCUGGGGAGUUGAAGUGUAUACCCUUAUAUUCUACGCUACCUCCCAACUUACAACAGAGGAUUUUCGAGCCAGCGCCGCCUAAUCGCGCAAACGGAGCUAUCGGACGGAAAGUUGUAGUGUCUACUAACAUUGCCGAGACGUCGCUGACUAUAGAUGGCGUGGUGUUCGUGAUAGACCCUGGUUUUGCUAAGCAAAAGGUCUAUAACCCUCGUAUUCGUGUCGAGUCUCUCCUUGUGUCGCCAAUUAGUAAGGCGUCCGCCCAACAGAGGGCGGGCCGCGCCGGUAGGACGCGACCGGGUAAAUGCUUCAGACUGUACACAGAGAAAGCGUACAAAAAUGAAAUGCAAGACAAUACUUAUCCGGAAAUUUUAAGAUCAAACUUAGGAUCUGUAGUUUUGCAGUUGAAAAAACUCGGGAUAGACGACUUGGUGCAUUUCGAUUUUAUGGACCCCCCCGCGCCCGAGACGCUGAUGAGAGCACUCGAGCUACUAAACUACUUGGCUGCACUGGACGACGAUGGCAACCUAACAGACCUGGGCGCGGUGAUGGCGGAGUUCCCCCUGGAUCCUCAGCUCGCCAAGAUGUUGAUCGCCAGCUGCAACCAUAACUGCUCCAAUGAGAUCUUAUCUAUCACUGCUAUGUUGUCAGUUCAACAAUGCUUCGUGCGUCCGAACGAGGCCCGCAAGGCGGCGGACGAGGCCAAGAUGAGGUUCGCACACAUCGACGGAGACCAUCUCACGCUGCUCAACGUAUACCAUGCAUUUAAACAGAAUAUGGAAGACCCACACUGGUGCUAUGACAACUUCAUCAACUACCGCUCACUGAAGUCCGGAGACAAUGUCCGUCAGCAACUCAGCAGGAUCAUGGAUAGGUUUAACUUGAAGAGGACGAGUACGGAGUUCACAAGCAAGGACUACUAUAUCAAUAUAAGGAAAGCUCUAGUUAAUGGAUUCUUCAUGCAGGUCGCCCACCUCGAGCGCACGGGCCACUACCUGACGGUGAAGGACAACCAGGUCGUGCAGCUGCACCCCAGCACGUGCCUCGACCACAAGCCCGACUGGGUCAUAUACAACGAGUUCGUGCUCACCACCAAGAACUACAUACGGACCGUCACGGACAUUAAACCGGAAUGGCUCCUAAAAAUAGCUCCACAGUACUACGAACUCAACAACUUCCCACAAUGCGAGGCGCGGCGACAGCUAGAGUUACUUCAGGCGAGACUCGACUCCAAAGCCUACCAGGAAGGAUUCUAGGACGUAAUCUACACACACACAGACUAGAUCAUAAUAUGUCGUUACUACACGAAAAUAUAUCAUCAGGUGAUCCGUCGGCUCGUAAAAGUCCAUUUUAUAUAUCGUACUACCUUCUGUCAGUGGAUAUGUCCAAGUUCCCGUGGGAUAAAAAGUAGUCUAUGCGGUAUUCCAGAUCUUAAUCUAUCUCUGUUCCAAAUAUCGUCGCGAUCCCUUCAGCCGUUUCGUACGGGGUCGAACGGGAACGCGGGCAGGAGCUAGUUUCGAAUAAUUUCGUGUAGUAACGAUUCAAAUGGUUUGUCUAACUGCAAGUGAGAAAGGACAUAUUAUCUGCAUUAAAUUGCUUUGGGAAUAUAACCUUUAUAGGUAUAUAAAGUAAUACAUAACAAGUAUAUUUACGAGAAACGGUAUUUAUAGAUCUAUUCUACGAAUCAAGCCGUUGCGUUUGAUAUCCAUAAUGGAGGUAGUUGUGGAAACAAUUAGAUUAUAUUGUACGGUCAUCAAGAUUAAGAGUGUGUAC
This is a messenger RNA of Spodoptera litura, 3152 nucleotides long. It is a transcript of the gene Dhx15, whose product is annotated as DEAH-box helicase 15. Gene Ontology annotation, molecular function: ATP binding; RNA binding; RNA helicase activity. Gene Ontology annotation, cellular component: intracellular anatomical structure; spliceosomal complex. Lineage: Eukaryota; Metazoa; Arthropoda; Insecta; Lepidoptera; Noctuidae. The record is from RefSeq and is a predicted model, not a curated record.